AUUAAGAAAGGAAUAUCUAUGAUUUUUCGGUUUACGUUCGGUUAGAGUACGGGAAAAGAUGGAGACGGAAGAUUGAGAUCGAGUCCGUCUUCUGUCUUUGAUGUUUUUGAUAUAUUAUACAACAAUGGCCACGCAGAAACCAGUAGAAUGGGUUUCUUCGUUGAUAACAAGGUUUGAAGAACAGUUACCAUGUCGCAGUGGCCCACAAACUACUCAUUCCAGAAUUAAUGUUGAACAGAAUAAAGAAUGUCUCAUUAACAUUAGUAAAAAUAAAUUUUCAUUAGUUAUUUCUGGGCUUACCAGAAUACUCCAUUCUGUCAAUGAAAUGCGUACACACGGACAAUUUCAACCAGAAUUUGAAAGAAACUUUUAUGAAUCGCAGCUAAUAAUUUUAGAUACUUUAGAAAAGUGCUUAAAUGGACAACCAAAGGAAACAACGCGAUAUGAUGAAGCAAUGAAUGUGAAAUCAUUACUUCGUGAACUAUGUCAGUUUAUUGAAGUGCCAAGUGAUAAUCCUCUUGUUGUUGAAUUGAAAAAUUUGGCUUCCAAAGUGUUAUUUGCAUUGAGUUUAAACAAUUUUAAUGCAGUAUUCAGCAGGAUAUCUGCCAGAUUGCAAGAACUGUCAAAUAGUAAUGAAGAAAAUCCUGAUUAUAUUGAUAUUGAACUUAUUCAACAUAUUAAUCUUGAUAUUAGUCGCUUAAUAAAAUUGCUAUCAGAAAUUAAUCAAAAGUUUAAGAGCUUAAAGAAGAGUGCAUACUUGGUUUUAAUGAAUAGUGUGGAAAAAGCUAUUUGGAAUUGGAUGGAUACUUAUCCACAAGAAUUUAUGGAUUUACAAAAGAAGCCAAAUGAAGAAUUAGCUGAUUGUUGUGAUCGUUUAUUUGAUUUGCUGGAUAAUUUUGCUGAAAACAAUAACAAAAAGAAAGCUGCAACUUGGCCUUUACAAAUUAUGUUGCUUGUUCUCUGUCCAAAAAUUUUAGAAGAGAUUGUUAAUGCUGAUUCAGGAGCACCAUUGUCUCAGAAACAUACUAGAAAGAGACAAUUUGUAGAUAGUGUUAAGAAAGCACUAGGCCCUCAUACAAGUAGCAAGCAAUUGAGUGAAGCUGCAGCUGUUACAUGUGUGAAAUUAUGUAAAAUAUCAACAUAUAUCAAUAUUUUGGAUAGUAAUAAUGUAGUAUUUUCUUUAGUGCAAGCUGUAAUUAAUGAUUUAAAGCAAUUGUUAUUUAAUCCAAGUAAACCAUUUUGCCGUAAUCAGAAUACAGUUAAUCAAGAUAUUGAUUUGAUGAUUGAUUGUUUUGUGUCUUGUUUUCGUAUUAAUCCACAUAACAAUGAAGCAUUGAAAGUAUGUCUGAAUCCUUCUUCACCACCAACAUAUCAUUUUGUAUUAGUAAGUUCUCUAUAUCGCAUCAUAACCCAACCUCGUCUAGUAUGGUGGCCACAAAUUGAUAUUAUGUAUAACAAAGCUCCUGAAUUGCGUUCCAUGUUUACUGAAACAUUAAAUAAAGUUACUCAAGUUUUCAAUAGUCAUGCUCCCUUAAGAAUGAUGCAGAGCUUGACUCUUAAAGAAAAAGUAAGCACCCUCAAAUUUAAAGAAAAAUCUGAAGAGACAUUAAGUUAUAAGAAUUUACUCUUGUGGUUAGUGAGAUUAGUUCAUGUGGAUCCCAUGUUAAUGUUAAAUAAUCAAGGAAAAGCUGGUCAUGAAAUCCAAAGUAGUACUCUUGAACUUAUAAAUGGUUUAGUACUAGUAGUCCAUCAUCAAUCAAUGCCUGAAGUAGCUAAUGAAGCAAUGGAGGCAUUACUUAUCUUACAUCAGCCUGAUAAUAUUGAAAUGUGGAAUCCAGAAGCACCUAUAAAUACGUUUUGGGAUGUCAGUUCUCAAGUUCUGUUCACUAUUUCACAAAAAUUAAUUCAACAUCAAAUCAAUUAUUAUACAGAAAUAUUGAAGUGGCUAAGAGAAAUCUUGAAAUGCCGUAAUUCCUUUUUGCAACGUCAUAAAGAAUAUGCAAAUUUAGGCUGCAAUAUUAAUAUCUGCAAGCAGGCUCAUAUAAAAUUGGAAGUGGUAUUUUUCAUGUAUUUAUGGAGUAUAGAUAUUGAUGCUGUACUUGUUGCGAUGUCUUGUUUUGUUCUCUUAUGUGAAGAAGCUGAUAUUCGAUGUGGACAAGACGACUUAACUGUAACAUAUCUCCUUCCAAAUUAUCAUAUUUAUCAAGAAUUAGCUGCUGCUAGUACUGUCCUUACUACAGGAAGAGCAGCAUUACAAAAACGAAUUAUGGCAUUGUUAAGGAAAAUAGAACAUUGUACUCAAGGUUGUUCUCUUGCUUGGGAAGAUACUUUUCGUAAUUGGGAGAAUGUUACUAAACAACUUGUUAGUUAUCCUAAAGCAAAAUUAGAAGAAGGUCAGAUAUGUGAAAGCUUUCAUCGGACUAUUGGAAAAAGAAGAGCUUCUCAUCAAAGUACAGAACAUGAGCUAGAGGAUCAACUAAAUGAAUGGGCAAAUAUGACAGGAUUUUUGUGUGCUAUGGGUGGAGUUUGCUUACAAAAAAAGUCUCCAUCUAGUAGAAUAAGACCUUCUUUGUAUCAUAUGUAUGGUAUGUCAUGUUCAUCUCUUUCACUGGAUUGCCGCAAAGGAAACAUGCUUUCUGCCAAUCAAGAUAUGCAAUAUUGUCCAGUCACUCAAUUUGUUGGUCAAUUGCUCCGUCUUUUGGUUUGCCAUAAUGAAAAAUUUGGAACACAGAUUCAAAAACAUGUUAAAGAAUUAGUAGCACAUGAAAUGAGUGCUACUCUUUAUCCAAUUCUUUUUGAUCAAAUAAAAGCAAUUGUUGAGAAGUUUUUUGAUCCACAAGGACAGGUUGUUAUGAUUGAAACCAAUACACAGUUCAUAGAGCAUAUUAUAUUUAUUAUGAAAAGUGUACUGGAAAAUAAAGUUGAUCAUACAACAGAACAUUUAGGGGUUACUAGUAUUGAAGGCAUGAUGCUUGCAAUUGUGAGAUAUGUUAGGCAUUUAGAUACUACAGUUCAUGCUAUUCAUAUUAAGACAAAACUUUGUCAGCUAGUAGAAGCUAUGAUGUCAAGGAGAGAUGACUUAGCAUUCCGUCAAGAAAUGAAGUUUCGCAACAAAAUGGUUGAAUAUUUAACAGAUUGGGUGAUGGGAAACAGCCAUCAGAUUGCACCACCUGGUUCUGGUGAUGUAACAGCUCUUACCAGAGAUUUAGAUCAGGCAUGUAUGCAAGCUGUUGCUGCUCUGCUAAGAGGAUUACCUCUUCAACCUGAAGAGAGUGACAGAGGAGAUCUAUUGGAAGCUAAAUCACAGUUAUUUUUAAAAUAUUUCACAUUAUUUAUGAAUUUGCUCAAUGAAUGUAGUGAAACUCCUGAAGAUAAAGAUGUUGCAAGACAUCGUGUACAGUCAUCUAAACUUAGUGAACUAAGGACAUGUACAAUACAAGCAAUGUCAAAUCUUCUUAGUGCAAAUAUUGAUAGUGGAUUGAUGCAUUCCAUAGGUCUGGGUUAUCAUAAAGAUUUACAAACUAGAGCUGCUUUUAUGGAAGUAUUAACAAAAAUUUUACAACAAGGAACAGAAUUUGAUAUGUUAGCAGAAACAGUGUUAGCAGAUCGUUAUGAACAGUUAGUGCAAUUAGUUACAAUGAUUGGAGAUAAAGGAGAACUUCCUAUUGCUAUGGCAUUAGCAAGUGUUGUUAUUACUCCUCAAAUGGAUGAACUAGCCAGAGUUUUUGUAACCUUAUUUGAUGCUAAACAUCUUUUAUCACCAUUAUUAUGGAACAUGUUUUAUAAAGAGGUUGAAGUUUCUGACUGUAUGCAAACAUUGUUUCGUGGUAACAGUCUUGGUAGUAAAAUAAUGGCCUUCUGUUUUAAAAUAUAUGGAGCUAGUUAUUUACAUAGUUUAUUAGAACCACUUAUCAGACCUUUGUUAGAACAGCCAAAUAUAAGUUAUGAAGUAGAUUCAGCAAGGUUGGAAACAGGUGAAGAUGUUGAAGAAAAUCGCCGAAAUCUACUCUCUCUCACUCAAAAAGUUUUUAAUGCAAUUGUUUCUUCAGCAGAUAAAUUUCCACCUCAGCUUCGUAGUAUGUGUCAUUGCUUGUAUCAAGUAUUAAAUAAAAGAUUCCCUAAUUUUCCACAACAUAUAAGUGCUGUAGGAACAGUAAUUUUUUUAAGAUUCAUUAAUCCUGCAAUAGUUUCUCCAUAUGAAAUGGGUAUUGUUGAUAAGCAGCCAUCUUCAAAAUCAAAACGAGGUCUAAUGUUAAUGUCAAAAAUCCUUCAGAACAUAGCAAAUCAUGUAGAAUUUAGUAAAGAACAGCAUAUGCUUCAUUUUAAUGAUUUUCUUCGUGCUAAUUUUGAAUCUGGUCGAAGAUGGGUGAUGCAGAUUACUUCAGAUUGUGAAUCUGUUGAUCAAGCAAGCCAUAGUAUGUCAUUUAUUAGUGAUGCUAACGUUCAUGCACUUCAUCGUCUGCUAUGGAAUCAUCAGGAGAAGAUAGGUGAUUAUCUUUCAAGUUCCAGAGAUCAUAAAGCAGUUGGACGUAGACCUUUUGAUAAAAUGGCAACACUUCUUGCAUAUCUUGGCCCACCUGAACAUAAACCAGUUGAUUCCCAAUGGAGUACUAUGGAUAUGACAAGUACAAAAUUUGAAGAAAUUAUGUCAAAACAUAAUAUGCAUGAAAAAGAUGAAUUUAAAUCAAUUAAAUCUUUAAACAUUUUUUAUCAAGCUGGGACAUCAAAACUUGGAAAUCCAGUAUUUUAUUAUAUAGCACGUAGAUAUAAGAUAGGAGAAACAAAUGGAGACUUGUUAAUUUAUCAUGUUAUUUUAACAUUAAAGCCAUUUUGUCAUAAACCAUUUGAGUUAGUUGUUGAUUUUACUCAUACUUGUGCAGAUAAUAGAUUUCGGACUGAAUUUUUACAAAAAUGGUUUGUUGUAUUACCUGAGGUAGCUUAUGAAAAAAUUCAUGCUGCUUAUAUUUAUAAUUGUAAUUCAUGGGUUAGAGAAUAUACAAAAUAUCAUGACAGAAUUCUGGCACCAUUAAAGGGAAACAGAAAGUUGGUGUUUAUUGAUACUCCUCAACGUCUAAAUGAUUACAUAGAGCCUGAUCAACAGAGACUUCCUGGAGCAACAUUGGCUUUAGAUGAAGAUCUGAAAGUGUUUAAUAAUGCCCUUAAGUUAUCACACAAAGACACAAAAGUGGCAAUAAAGGUGGGACCAACUGCCAUUCAAGUUACUUCAGCAGAAAAAACAAAAGUUUUGAGUCAUUCUGUAUUGCUUAAUGAUGUUUAUUAUGCCUCUGAAAUUGAAGAGGUAUGCUUGGUUGACGAUAAUCAGUUUACACUAACUAUUGCAAAUGAAAGUGGACCUUUAUCAUUCAUCCAUAAUGAUUGUGAUAGUAUUGUUCAAGCAAUUAUUCACAUACGUACAAGAUGGGAAUUGUCACAACCAGAUUCUGUGACUGUACAUACAAAAAUCAGACCUAAAGAUGUCCCAGGAACGUUGCUAAACAUGGCCUUAUUGAACUUGGGCAGCUCUGAUCCAAAUCUACGUAAAGCAGCUUAUAAUUUAUUAUGUGCUCUAACUGCAACUUUUGAUUUAAAAAUUGAAGGACAAUUAUUAGAAACUGCAGGUCUUUGUAUUCCAUCAAAUAAUACUAUUUUUAUUAAACAAAUCAGUGAAAAAUUGGCAGCAAAUGCUUCACAUCUGACAUUGGAAUUUUUAGAAGAAUGCAUUCAAGGUUUUAGAGCUUCUAGUAUUGAAUUAAAACAUCUUUGUUUAGAAUAUAUGACUCCCUGGUUGCCAAAUCUUACAAGGUUUUGUAAACAUUCUGAUGAUAACAAACGUCAAAGAGUUGCUACUAUAUUAGAUAAAUUAAUCACAUUGACUAUAGAAGAAGUAGAGAUGUAUCCUUCUAUUCAAGCAAAAAUCUGGGGAAAUAUUGGACAAGUAUCAGAUCUUUUAGAUAUGGUUUUAGAUAGUUUCAUAAAACGAAGUGUAACAGGAGGAUUAGGUUCUACACAAGCAGAAAUUAUGGCUGAUACUGCUGUAGCUUUAGCAUCAUCUAAUGUCCAGCUUGUAGCAAUGAAAGUUAUAAGUCGUCUUUGUAGAGUUAUAGAGAAAACUUGUACAUCCCCAACCUCAACAUUAGAACAGCAUUUAAUGUGGGAUGAUAUAGCAAUUCUUGCACGAUAUUUAUUAAUGCUUUCUUUUAAUAACUGCCUAGAUGUGGCCAGUCAUCUUCCAUAUUUAUUCCAUAUUGUAACAUUAUUGGUUCACACAGGUCCAGUUUCACUAAGGGCAUCAAUCCACGGUUUAGUAAUCAAUAUUAUCCAUUCUUUGUGUACUUGUACAAAACCAUCUUUCAGUGGUGAAACUCAACGUGUUUUAAGGUUGAGUCUCGAUGAAUUUUCCUUACCCAAAUUUUACCUACUUUUUGGCAUCAGCAAAGUAAAAUCUGCUGCUGUCACCGCAUUCCGUUCUAAUUAUCGACAUGGUGAUCGUCACUUAGAUCGCUGCUUUGCCUGUUCUUCCACAGAUCAAGAACGUAUGCCAUUGUCAUCACUGGAAAUUAUUACAGAUGCACUCUUAGAAAUCUUGGAGGCAUGCAUGAAGAACAUUCCAAACUGUGAUUGGUUACAGCAAUGGAUAGCUCAAUCCAAAAGUUUUGCAUUUCGAUAUAAUCCAGCUCUUCAACCAAGAGCCCUUAUUGUUUUUGGAUGCAUCAGUAAGACAAUUGCAGAUCAAGAAGUAAAGCAGUUACUCAGGAUUUUGGUCAAAGCUUUGGAAUCUUUUCAAGAUUUGCGUUUAAUUGAUGCUAUCAUUAUGUCUCUUACUCGUCUCCAUCCCUUGUUAAGACCAGAAUCUCCUAUACAUAGAGCAUUAUUUUGGGUUGCAAUUUCAGUACUUCAAUUAGAUGAAAUGACACUUUAUGCUUCUGGGUUAUCAUUAUUAGAACAAAAUUUGCAUACAUUAGAUUGUCAAGGAAUUUUUGAAAAUAAGUUAUUAGAAGACAUAAUGAUGAUGACUCGAGAACCACUUGAAUGGCAUUUUAAGCAAUUAGACCAUUCUGUUGGUUUGAGUUUCAAGACUAGUUUUCAUUUUGCCUUGGUGGGCCAUCUAAUAAAAGGUUUUAGACAUCCUACUCCCACUACUGUUUCUCGAACUACAAGAGUUUUAAAUAUGGUAUUGGGAAUUAUUGCUAAGCCACAUAGAAGAGAUAAAUUUGAAGUUACACCAGAAAGUGUUCCUUACUUGGCUGCUCUUGUUUCUGUAUCUGAAGAAGUAAGAAGUAGAUGCCAUUUGAAACACAGAAUUGCAAGAGUAGUAUCAGAAUCACCAUCAGCUGAAGGUUUUUCAGGUGACUUGCAUUCUGCUAUAUCAACUUCUCCUAGUAAUCCAACUCCAACCCAGACACCUGGACAUACCCCAAUACCAUCUCCCUGUUCAUCAGCAUCUACGUCUGCCCAAACAUCACCUCAUGCACCCCUUCCUUCUCAUAACGCACAACUCAUACCUCAAGGAGGAAGUGGUACACCUCUUGCAAAUACACCCUUUAAUCGUAGACAAAAAUCAUGGGAUUUGCUAGAUCAGAAUGCAUUAGCCCAAGCCAGAUUAACAAAACAAACAACUGUUCAACAGGUUCAAAACAAAGAUCCUAAGAGUUGGAGAAGUCUUGAUAUGGAUGUGCAGAAUAUACGUCCAUUAUUUAAAACUCAACGGAGUAGCUCAAUGCCAACCCCAAAAAUGCAAAAAUCUGUAGAAAUUAGUGGUAGAAUAUCUCCAUCUAUUAGUUCUAAAGGUGAUACUUGUGAAGAAAUUUCACCACAUUGUAAAGAAAGAGGUUCAAGAGUUUCUGUCUCGAAUGAAGAUAAUGUGCUUCUUGAUCCAGAAGUACUUACAGAUUUUCCUACCCAAGCAUUAGUACUUACUGUUUUGGCUACUUUGGUUAGAAAUACAACAGAUGAAAAUGAGAUGAGGAUAUUGUACGAAUAUUUAGCCGAAGCCUCUGUUGUGUUUGCAAAAGUUUUUCCUGUCAUUCAUAGUUUAAUGGAUGCUAAAAUUACCAGUGUGUUAUCUUUAUGCCAUGAUCAAGUUAUUCUCAGUGCAGUACAGAGUAUUAUUCAUAAUAUGAUUGCAUGUGAGGAUAGUAGUCAACAGCAGUUGCAUUAUUUACAAACGUUUGGUUUUGGAGGAUUGUGGAGAUUUGCCGGUCCAUUUUCAAAGUGUCAAACAAAUUUAGACAAUGCCGAAUUAUUUGUUAAUUGUCUGGAAGCCAUGGUCGAAACUUGUUUACCUAGUGAUGAAGGAGAAUUUCAAGAAUUGACUCAGUAUCCCAGCACUCUUAGUGUAUCAUCUGUUAUGAAUUUAUCAUCAUCAAUGUCUAGCCUAACCCUGGGAUCUCCCACCGAGAAAGAAUCUGGAGCAGAUUAUGCCAAUGUGAGUACAGAUGGUUCGGUCAGAAUUCGACAUGGGUCUGCCAGUCAGUUAAGCAAGCAACGCAGCUUUAAGUGUAAGAGUUCUAAAAACGGGAAGACUGCUCAUUAAAAUUAUUUUUACUAAAUAACUUCUAGGACAGUUAUCAUUGACAGGCUGUAGAUCCAGCUAAAGAAACUGAGGAGUUAAUCAACAGUUUCAAUUUCAAUCCAUAAUUUUAUAUAUAAUUUCCUGUGUUGCCAUCUCCUCUUUCAUUGCACCAUAUACUUUAUCAUAUUUGGUUAAUGUCAUAAGAAAUUUUACAUAAAUACUAAAUGUAUAUUGGAAUUUAUAAAAUAUAAUACAGUAUUUUCUGAAGUUCACAUUCAACAAAGAAGAGACACUGGUUCAGAUAUCCUUUCUGUCAGUAUUAACUAUUAUUACCAUUAUUAUUGUAUACAUAUUGAUUAAUUCAUUAGUUUUGUGCUCUAACUGCCAACUUAAUGUUUUCCAUCAGCAAAAUAAAAAAAAA
This is a messenger RNA of Centruroides sculpturatus (bark scorpion), 8933 nucleotides long. It is a transcript of the gene Nf1, whose product is annotated as neurofibromin-like. NCBI's taxonomy places the organism in Eukaryota, Metazoa, Arthropoda, Arachnida, Scorpiones, Buthidae. The coding region runs from base 101 to 8533 and encodes 2810 amino acids. Gene Ontology annotation, biological process: regulation of GTPase activity. The transcript has 57 exons. The record is from RefSeq and is a predicted model, not a curated record.